Messenger RNA from Neodiprion virginianus, 1538 nucleotides. RefSeq names its product protein FAM177A1-like. Bases 135 to 548 code for a protein of 137 amino acids. NCBI's taxonomy places the organism in Eukaryota, Metazoa, Arthropoda, Insecta, Hymenoptera, Diprionidae. The record is from RefSeq and is a predicted model, not a curated record. The transcript is spliced from 3 exons.
GGAGAGUUCUAUUAUUUCAACAUUUAGUUAUUUGAAUUUAUGUAUGUAUGUAUAAGUGUAUCUUGAAUAAAUUCAAAAGUUGACCAAAUAAACUGGGGAAGAAAAAUAAAAUCAUUCCCAUAAACCCAUCAAAGAUGGAACCCAGAAAAACCAAGAAGCCGAAAAGAGUGAUCCACUGCUCGGACGGAACUCUGGAAGAAUAUUCCUCAGGUGAUGAAAGUGAUGGUCAGAAGGCAAAGGUAGAACUACCAGUCGUCGAUCCUAAAACCCUGACUUGGUUUCCGUGGAUAUGGUAUCAGACGACCUGGGUGGGUAGUAAGACCUUGAGUGCUUGUGAUUACGUUGGAGAAUCCCUAGCAAACUUUUUUGGUAUAACAAGCCCAAAAUUUCAAUUUGAAAUUAACGAAUACUAUAGAAUGAAAGCCGAAGAGGCUGAAGCACAACGCAAGGAAGACUUAGAAAUGGGUGGUUGGACGGAGAACAAUCGUAAUAAUCUUGUUAACAACAGUACUUCGACAGAGCAGGUAGAAAAUAGUCAAAGAUUUUGAUUUUUAAAGAAAAUUCGAAGACCCCAAAUUUUCCUUCAAAUCUUUACAACGUGAUCAUGAAAUAAGUUCAACUUUUUUAAUGGAAGUAUUUAACUUGUACAUUAUUACUUUCCCUUUUACGUCAAGAUUUUGUUUCAAUUAUAUAGAGUAUUAUAAUUUAUACAAUUAGACAACUUUCACAUUUAUUUAAAUUAACCAGUGGGCUUCUAUUGUAGUUGUAUAUCUUUAAUAAUAAGUACAUUGAUAAGGUAACAUGAAUAUUGUGUGAAUCGCUACACUGUGCUUACAAUUAGCUCUGAGAGUGUACAUUCUUUUCUCAGAAUUUGGGAUUUAAAAAAAUAGUUAGAUUCAAACUAAUAUUUUUUUCGGUUUUGACGUAGUUUUCAUCCUCAUGCUAUACAUAUAGGUAUGUUGUUUAUUUAUACGACCACUCAACAUGCCUAGACUCAGCCAAGAUUAAAAAAAUAGUUGGAAUACUAUAAAAGAAACUUUUUAGAAAUAAAAUUCGAUAGGAGUGGAACAAACGAACUGCUUUUACUUUAUAGGUGACUAAUAUUUAUUUAUCGUACUAUAGAUGAUUGCUUAAAUGACAUUUUCAUUGUUUAAACCGAAUUCAAUUUUUUCACACGCAGUCUAAUUCAUCUUAUUGCAGCCUGAUGAGUCAAAUUUUAAAAUAGGCUACCAUAAUUGUAUUAUGUACAAAAAUUACAGAGUACAAUUCUUACUGAUGUUAAUACUAUUCUACAAGUCGGUUCUUUAUGGACAAAUUUUUUUAAUACAAUAAUCACAACUGCUGAACUGCAAACAAGACGUCUGUCACUUUGUUGCCUCAUAUUCUUUUGAACAUGGUUUUUAUUCCCAAGAAUAAAUCAAUUCGAAUUCUAACGACUAUGCAGCGAAAGCCUGCAGAGUAAGAACUUGAGAAUGUGUGAUGAACCUCCUGCUGUCUUAACAUUUUUUUUUACUGACUUUUGAUAAGUCUUUCAAAUG